AUGGGAAGUGUGGAGCGCCCGGAGAUGGCGGGCGGUUUUGCCGACUUCGAUGCCGGUCACCGAGACCUAGUGUCUGUGACGAAGUUCAACUUUUACGGGAAUCGGAUUGUCACGGCUUCGACGGACCACCGCAUGAAGGUCUGGGAUUUGCAAGAUGGUCAAUGGCAGUUGACAGACACCUGGCGAGCUCAUGAUGCGGAGAUUCGCGAUGCUGUGUGGAAUGGCCCAUUUACAGGCCAGCAUAUUGGAAGUGUCGGAGAGGACAUGAAGCUCAAGAUCUGGCAGGAAGAUGUGACGCAACCACCCAAUUCGGGCAGGCGAUUCAGAUCUAUUUUCCGAUUGACUGCACCUCAGCGUCAUCCCUUCGUGUCGAUGGACUUCCGGAACAUUGAUUUGGAGUCGUGGAUGGCGGUCAUCACGCGAGACGGCUACUUGAUGAUUUUGGAACCCACUAGUCCGGACAGUCUGGCCGACUGGCAACAUCUGGACCAGUUCCGAGUAUGCCCUGCCCCCGAGCGCGGCGAGGAAACAAGCUUCAGGGUUCAGUUCCAUCACGACCCAAAAGACAUCACUCAUACUCUUCUACCAGACUCUGAUCCCAAGAGUCUUUCACUUGUAGUCGCGGCCAUGGACUCGGUCAAAAUCUAUCGCACCGAUGCAAACCGUCGCUUCUACCACGCCAUUGAAUUGAAUGGACAUGGCGGUCUCGUUAGAGAUAUCUCGUGGGCUAACGGCUCUGUUCGAGGAUACGAUCUCAUUGCAAGCGGAGGAAAAGAUGGACUGAUUCGCAUCUUUGAAGUCUUGACCAUGCCUACUACUCAAGCGUCUCAAAAUGCAAACAACCGAAAGGCCGAGCGGCGCCAGCAGCAGCAGUCUUCGUCAAAUAGAGCCAUGUCUCAAUCAGGAAUCGGAUCGGCUUUGGCAAAUCGUGUCCCAUCUUCGUCGUCUAACCGGCAAGCUAGCGGAGAUUCUCUGUUUCGCCACUCAUUCAAGCAAGUCGCAUGCAUCGACAGCAAGCAUCUCGAUGUUUGGCAGGUCGAAUUCUCUUUUGCUGGCGACUCCCUCAUGUCUGCGGGCGACGACGGUGCAGUGCGUUUCUGGAAGAAGUCCUUAUCAGGGGAGUGGCUUGAGUUUGCUGAGACGGAUAUGGCAUCCCAAUAA
Penicillium argentinense is the source of this 1161-nucleotide messenger RNA. RefSeq names its product putative nuclear pore protein (SEH1). Gene Ontology annotation, cellular component: nuclear pore outer ring; Seh1-associated complex. Lineage: Eukaryota; Fungi; Ascomycota; Eurotiomycetes; Eurotiales; Aspergillaceae. Gene Ontology annotation, biological process: cellular response to amino acid starvation; positive regulation of TORC1 signaling. Bases 1 to 1161 code for a protein of 386 amino acids. The record is from RefSeq and is a predicted model, not a curated record. Gene Ontology annotation, molecular function: protein binding; structural molecule activity. The transcript is spliced from 3 exons.